Molecule: messenger RNA, 721 nt
Organism: Tripterygium wilfordii
Lineage: Eukaryota; Viridiplantae; Streptophyta; Magnoliopsida; Celastrales; Celastraceae
Product: ubiquitin-40S ribosomal protein S27a-like
Exons: 1
Coding region: 62-532 (156 amino acids)
Biological process (GO): translation
Cellular component (GO): ribosome
Molecular function (GO): protein binding; structural constituent of ribosome
Source: RefSeq, a predicted model, not a curated record
ACAAACUCAAUUUGUCGAAGGACAGUCAGGCGGAGCCCUAUUUCUCUCAGAGACUGCAAACAUGCAGAUCUUUGUGAAAACCCUAACGGGUAAGACUAUUACCCUAGAGGUCGAGUCGAGCGACACCAUUGACAAUGUGAAAUCGAAGAUCCAGGAUAAGGAGGGGAUCCCACCGGACCAGCAGCGCCUGAUUUUCGCCGGGAAGCAGCUGGAGGACGGUCGUACACUCGCUGACUAUAACAUCCAGAAGGAGUCCACCCUCCACCUGGUGCUCCGUCUUCGCGGUGGUGCCAAGAAGCGUAAGAAGAAGACCUACACCAAGCCCAAGAAGAUCAAGCAUAAGCAUAAGAAGGUCAAGCUCGCCGUCCUUCAGUUCUACAAGGUCGAUGACUCCGGUAAGGUCCAGAGGCUCAGGAAGGAGUGCCCUAAUGCAGAAUGCGGUGCUGGUACCUUUAUGGCCAACCACUUCGACAGGCACUACUGUGGCAAGUGCGGUUUGACCUACGUCUACCAGACUGCUGGCGGCGAUUAGGUUUUUAAUAUUUUUAUCGAGUUAUGAUUAUGGAUAUUAGUACUUUCCUGUUGAGUUGUGGUACCUUUGUUCUGUUUUUGCUAGCACAGUAUCAAAUUGUUGUCUGGAUAAGGAUUAUCUGUGAAAUGGAUUUUGUGGUUUAUUUUGGAUAUUUGAGAUGAUUACUGAUAGUUCAUGUGGUUUCGUAUU